Messenger RNA from Ostrea edulis (European flat oyster), 938 nucleotides. RefSeq lists its product as uncharacterized. Bases 1 to 870 code for a protein of 289 amino acids. The record is from RefSeq and is a predicted model, not a curated record. NCBI's taxonomy places the organism in Eukaryota, Metazoa, Mollusca, Bivalvia, Ostreida, Ostreidae. The transcript has 2 exons.
AUGGGAUUUACAUUUUUGUUGGAGGUUCUUCAAUCCCUGGUUUUGUUCGGGACACUGGGAGCCGGAUUCUUGGUUCUGUUGUUUUUAAUGCUGGAUAACUGCAGACACACUCUUGUAAUGGUAGUCAUAGUAACAACUGGCCUGGUACACGAACUGUAUUGUGCUUCUGUUUUAGGAUACUUCAAGCGUUUGAUGCAGAUAGAAAGUCUUCGACCUGAGGACGAUGGCUGUAGAGAUUUCAGUGUUCCCACACUGAUCGCCAAUGCCAUGAUUAUUACUACUGUUACUAAAUGUGUCAUUUCAGCCGCAGCUGUACGCAAGAAAAGGCUGAUGUACAACACUGUGAUGCUGCAUGCACUGUUAUCUGUUAGUCUUCUAAUAUGGCAAAACCCAGAAAAAUCUCGACACCAAACUCCUUCAAUGAAUUUGACCACCAAUGUGCAGGUUUAUUUUACCAUAUGUAGGAAUGAUGUGGUUGGGGGUGUUAUGUACAUAGUAAUGGAGUAUAUUCUAUAUUAUCUUCCUCUUGCGAUCUUGUACAUCUGGAUUGCUAAGAUCAACUGUACAUCAGACACAGGAAUUUCAUUUUGGGAUGUGACCAUUCUGAAAUCAUGUGCCAAGCUCAACAUGUUCUGCAACCGGUGCAACAAAAUGAACUAUGCAGUGCAGAUUGUUUUGUUUUACAUGGGCAUUGGGAUCAUGGUUGCUCGUCCAGUGCAACUCGUGUACGGAUUUAUCCAUAAUGAGGCUGUUAUUGACAUCAUUCCAAGCCUCACCAAUACUGUUGUAUAUUCAUUCUUGUCACUUGAAUAUUUGACGGAUUUUUCAAGUAUCAAACAUAAAAGCGUGAAGUAUAAUGACUUCACAUAAAACUAUGUUAAAGAAGUGAUUAUUUGCAUAUAAAUAUCAUGUAUUGAAAAAUUCUACAUUUAUAACAA